GAGUGAGAAACGGCUCUUCAAGCAGAGCCCGGGACUGCCUCAGGCAGAGAGAACCUCCUGUUGCAGGGGGGGCGGCAGGUGCUGGGAACACAGAUCUUGUUACUCUGUAGAUAAGGAAUGUCAGAGUGUCUGCCGAGAAGCGGUCAAGCUGUUUGUUUUGGACUUCAGUCUCGCUGUUUAUCGGGAGAGUGCUAAAAGCUACAGGCACGACGAAUGUGGAAUUUUAGGGAGCAGGGGGACAACUGCUGAUGGGCGAUCACCGCUUCAGAAGCCAGACGAUCAGAUGGACUUGGAGCAUAGAAGGAUCAGGCAAGGGAGGAAACGACAGCGUCUAAAAGAGAUGCAUAUUUCCAAUGGCGAGGAGAUGGAAUCGCUCAAGGACAGUCUAAAGGACAGCCCUUGCUUGAAGAACCACAUUGCCAUCUGCAAGGAGGAGAGUGUCUCCUUUAAUGUGCGGCCAGACUGUAUACAAAAUGGUCAAAAGCGGGUUAACACCUCACUCAGUUCCGAUGCGGCAGAGACCCCAAAUGGUGAGGAGUUGGAAGCAAAGGACAUACCAGAUUCAGAUGCACAGAGGGAGUCAGCGGCCAUUCUUUACGGGCAGCAAGUUCUAAGAUCCAAAGCUGAACUCCGGAGACAGCUCGCCUUGCCAGUCACCGAGUGGAACACUGACAGCGAAACCCAAGUGCGAUUCAGGACUUCGCAGGCAAAAGCCAUUGCAGGGCAAGGUUCGGCAGACAGCUUGCCUCUGUACUGUGCCAGUGAUGACCAUGGGCCUGUCGCAGGGACUCCAGCAGGUAUCUGUGCACUGUCUGGCCGGCAGGUCGUGGGCAAGGCUGACAGCUGGCCACACCAGAGCCUGGCCACCGAAAGCAAUUUCACAGUCACUUCCAAAAGUGACUUCUCCCUCAAUACGCUGCUGGCGGAGUCUGAGAGGGGUGAGUCCAGUGGUCUACAGAGGCGGCCCUCACAAGGAUCAGACCUGGAGAAAACAACAAGGAGAAAAGUGCGAGUUUAUUCUACAGAUUCUCCAAGUGACGAGUCCUUCAGCAGUGGGAGUCUAGACUGCGAGUCCAUGUUUACAGGGACCCUAUUUGACAAUGACUUGAAAGACAAUGCUUUCUUAAGCAACAACUUCUCACUGGAGGAUGACGUUGUCCCUCUGGAUGAUUCUGCCUCCGACGAGCUCACAUCGGAAUCCCUGCCUGGACUGGGGCCAGAGAUUCAGUGUCACUUAGCGGCCACGGGCAACUUGGGUGAGAUGCCAUCCAUUGCCAGCUGCAUGGAGCAGGAGAAACGGCGUUUUUCAGCCUCCGAACUGAUAAACAGACUGCACCUCUCUCAGAAGAAAGUAGCACAAGCUUUGAAACUGAACAAGUCCCUGCCAGGAAGGUCUACACCUAGAGAGAAAACUCCCGCUUUCUCCCUUGAAGGCAGAUGGAGUGCAAAAAAAAAGAGCAAGUCUCUCAUCUCGAUCAACAGCAAUGUGUCUCCAAAGCCACAAAGGAGUGGUCUCAUCUUUGACAGUCCUCCACCUAACUUGUGGAAGCCAAGCACCAUUCCAAGGAGAGUGGGGUCAGAAGGGGAACUGAAUGAAAAACAGCUGCGAGAAAGGAGGCAUUCCAGGUUUCUACUGAACUCGAUCCUGUACCAGGAGUACAGCAACGUGGCGAGUGACCGGGAAAUCCAAAGACAGAAACGGGCUGACACAGUCAUCGAGGAAGAUGAUGCGAUCCUGGUCAGCAAAUACAGGUCAUUGCCAAAGAACUCAAGCUGGUCCCACAGAUCCGUCCGAGGGAACGCAUUUGCUCUUUGGCAGGACAUCCCGGAUGUGCGGAGAAGUGGGUUACUGGAUCGAAUGGGCAAUGAGCAACGGAAGCUGCAGGAGGCUAAAUUUGAACUGGUCACUUCGGAAGGCUCUUACCUUCGGAGUCUCACCAUUGCCGUCGAACAUUUCAAUAACUCCAGGGAGCUCCAGGGAUGUCUCAACAUUCAGGAAAAACAAUGGCUAUUCUCUAAACUGCCUGAUGUCAAAGAAGUCAGUGAAAAGUUCCUGCAGGAGCUGGAAGAGAGGCUGGAGAAGGACAUCUUGAACUUUGAUGUGUGUGACAUUGUGUUGGCUCACUGCCCCGCCUUCAGGAGAGUGUAUGUGCCUUACGUGACCAACCAGGCUUAUCAGGAACAGACCUACCAGCGGCUGCUGCAGGAGAAUUCCAGGUUUUCCAGUGUGUUGGCCAAGCUGGAGGAGGAUCAGAUUUGCCAACGACUGCCCCUCACCUCAUUUCUAAUCCUGCCUUUCCAAAGGAUAAUGAGGCUGAAGAUGCUGGUGGAGAAUAUAUUGAAACGGACCAAACAGGGCUCCCAGGAGGAGGAGACAGCCACAAAGGCCUUCGACAAACUCAAAAAGCUCACACAGGAGUGUAAUUCUAGUGUACAGUCAAUGAAGAGGACAGAGGAACUCAUUCACCUGAACAAUAAAAUCCAUUUUGAAAGUAAGAUUUUCCCACUGAUCUCUCAGUCCCGCUGGCUGGUGAAGCAUGGGGAACUGACUGAAGUGGAUUCCCAGGUCAACAACACCACGGGGUCGAAGUUCAAGCUCUCCACGAGGCCCAUUUACCUGCAUCUCUUCAAUGACUGCCUCCUGCUUUCCCGAAAAAAGGAUACAGGGAAAUUCGCUGUCUUUGUACAUGCCAAGAGCCAGGAGCUGAGGGCGAAGGACCUAAACAUGAAGGUGCACGGGAUCCCAGGCCACGUCUUCCACUUGCAGCUCCUGGAGAAGGGUCACGUGAAGCAGCAGAUCUUGUUGCGAGCCCGCACUGAGAGUGAGAAGCAGCGUUGGAUAACGGCCAUGCUCCUCGCAGACAAAGGGAUCGACACAGAAUAUGUCGGACUGGAGAAGGAUGACAUUCCUCAGGUCCAGUGCAUCAAGACGUACAAAGCCCAGGAAGCAGAUGAGCUGGCACUGGAGAAGGCCGAUGUCCUUGAGGUGAAAACAAGAACCAAAGACGGCUGGAUCGAGGGGAUUCGGUUAUCGGAUGGAGAGAGAGGAUGGUUUCCAAAGCAAUAUGUGGAAGAGAUAACAAACCGGAAUGCUCGGAUACGAAACCUACGGGAAAAGAAUCGCAUUAAACACGCAACCAGGAAACUCCAGGAAGAAUGCCAGUAACAGGAGGCCAGGCUGUGUUGGAGAUGCCAUGUGGAGCAUGGAUAUCGAACUCAUCCCGAAUCUUGUGGGGAAACAGCUGACAUUGUAGGGCCUGAGCUGUGAAGUCUCUGAGAGACAAUUACUGUGCUCCACAGUGAAUGACCUUAAUUUCUAGUCCAUUUGGGUAUACUAGUCCAUCCUGUGGUAUGACACAACUUAGAUUGUCCCUUACUCUCCAGCUUUCAAGGAGACACAAACGCUUCUACAGUGGGGGCUCAGAGAACUUUGGGUUCAUACUUACAGGGGCUGCAUCGGAGUGGUUGCUGCAGUUGCCAAGAAUUCACUGCCUAAAAAGGAUUAGAAGCCCAGGGUUGGGAGAAACUAUGUGAGCGGGGAGUGGGGGUGGAGGGGGAGAGAUUAAACAGCAGAUGUUAUGGGGAUGUGCUGCAAAAUUUGGAUGCAGUUAAACCCUCAUUUUUACUGUUGAUGUGCCCAGACAGGGUAGACCCAGCAUUGAUCCAUUUCCGACGUAUUGGCAACUCGAAAUUAAGCAAAAAUAGUUAUCCUCAGAGUUGAAAGGGAAAG
Molecule: messenger RNA, 3730 nt
Organism: Chiloscyllium plagiosum (whitespotted bambooshark)
Lineage: Eukaryota; Metazoa; Chordata; Chondrichthyes; Orectolobiformes; Hemiscylliidae
Gene: arhgef19
Product: Rho guanine nucleotide exchange factor 19
Biological process (GO): activation of GTPase activity; regulation of actin cytoskeleton organization
Molecular function (GO): protein binding; guanyl-nucleotide exchange factor activity
Source: RefSeq, a predicted model, not a curated record